AUGUACGUCCAACUGCGUGGCGGAGAGUGCGCACAGGCUGACGGGAUGUACAACAGAGAUGGGUUUUCGUCAUGGACGUGAGGCUCGCUUUCCCUUCCCUCGCGCACAGGUCGAGAGCGCGCGCCACAUCCCAGAACUGAUAUCUCCCAUGUCAGCGUGCGUCCAGGACUCUUCCUCUGCAGGGGCAGCGAUGUCACGGUACUCAUUUCUGAGAGCCUUUCUGGGCGCACCAGAGCGGGACAUAAAUGGGAAAACCAAGUGGAAUUUGUGAACUGUUAAAGUCCACUGCCGCAUCCUUCCCACUGCGCUGGGAAGCUCAGUUUUGCACCACUGCCUGCGAUGAAACUUUCUACAAAAGGGGAUGUUAUUCUCAAGCAUAUGACGUUGCUUAAAUUCGAAUGAACGUAUAUUUACACUGCUGGAGAUGAAGACAGAUCGACGAAGUGUGAACUUCUUCCUGUGGCUAUCAGCCUUUAACUUUUUCUUGUGCUGGACUUCAGUUGACGCACAGAUGGGAUUUGAUGGCCCUCUCUCUGCACAGGAGCAGAUGUACAUCCUUUAUGAAAUCAAACUGCAGUGCCACCAGAACCUCUCCAACAUUGACCCAGCCUCCACAGAUGAGGUGUGCCCUCCAGACUGGGACGGUCUUAUUUGUUGGCCCCAUGGCUCCCCUGGGCAGGUUACCAAGGUUCCCUGCCCAUCUUACAUCUAUGACUUCAAUCACAAAGGACAUGCUUACAGGAAGUGUGAUGUCAAUGGUUCCUGGGUGUUUGUGGACCGCUGGAACAAAACAUGGACUAACUACACAGAGUGUCUCCACUUCCUACUGCCCACCAAUGAGGAAGGGAGACAAGACUUCUUUGAGCGACUGUAUGUCAUGUAUACCAUUGGGUACGCGGUGUCCUUCAGCUUUCUGCUGGUAGCCAUUUUCAUCAUUGGAUCCUUCAGGCGUCUUCACUGCACUAGAAACUACAUCCACAUGCACCUGUUUCUGUCCUUCAUGUUACGAGCAGUCAGCAUCUUUGUGAAGGACAAAGUUGUCCAUUCCAGUGCUGGAUUGCAGGACUUUGAUUCUGCCCUUUUGGACAACUUAAAGACAGUUAGCAUGGCACCACUGGACACGUCUCAGUAUAUUGGCUGCAAGGUGACAGUGCUGCUUUUCAUCUAUUUUCUGGCCACCAACUACUACUGGAUCCUGGUAGAAGGCCUGUACCUACACAGUCUCAUCUUUAUGGCCUUUCGAUCAGACUCCAAAUACCUCUGGGGCUUUACCCUCAUCGGAUGGGGUGUUCCAGCGAUUUUUGUGGUGCUGUGGGCAAUUGUCAGGGCAACACUAGCAGAUGCAAGAUGUUGGGAGUUAAGUGCUGGUAACUUUAAGUGGAUCUACCAGGUUCCCAUCCUGACAGCCAUUGGGCUCAACUUCGUCUUGUUUGUGAACAUUGUCCGAGUGUUGGCCACUAAAAUCCGAGAGACAAACGCAGGGAGAUACGACACCAGGAAACAGUACAGGAAACUGGCGAAAUCCACCCUUGUGUUAGUGCUGGUGUUUGGCAUCCACUACAUAAUCUUUGUUGCGAUGCCGCUUACAUUUCAGGGGCCGAGCUGGGAGGUCCGCAUGUACUGUGAGCUGUUCUUCAACUCCUUCCAGGGCUUCUUUGUGUCCAUUAUCUAUUGCUACUGCAACGGAGAGGUCCAGGCAGAGAUAAAGAAAACAUGGACACGCUGGAACCUGGCCUUUGAGUGGGAGGGCCCGGUGGUCUGCGGCCGCUACCACUACGGCUCCGUUGUCGUCGGCAUCAACAACAACAACAGCACCAGCAGCCAGCCCCACCUGGCAGGGGCUGACCAUUCUACACGCUCCACCACACUUGUUUCAAGCCAUGUUUACCGGAGCAUAGAUCCCCCUGUGGUCAGCAUGCACGCCACCCUCCCAGGAUACGUGAGGAGUAACUCAGACCCGUCCAUACCUGAAGAACCUGAAGACAGCGGCCCCAAGCAGGUGGACGAUAUCUCGCUGAAGGAAAACCUGCCGGUUCUUAGUACCAGCGCAACAGCUGACAAGGAGGAAACACUGUAGCGGUAGUCUUCAACAAGUCAAAACAUGCAGCAGAGAGAGACGCUCUAGUGGUUUGUGGAACCCAUUACUCUUUCUUUUCAAUUAAACUCUAAAGAGGGUAUCAAAGGCAAACAAAACAUUUACAGUACAAGAAAUGUCUAGAACCCCUUUAUAAAAAAAGAACUUAAAGGACAUGGUUAAAAAAAAAGACGACUGAUUUGACACAGACCAUGAACCUAAAAGCAAAUGUUUAUGUCUGUUGAAUUCCACAGCUACACUUUUCACUCGCUGUGACAACAUUUUUUAGCUUUCAUGUUGGAUGUUGUUGAUACAUUUGUAGGAAUGUGGAAAAAGGAUAAAAUGCAACUUGUUCAAUUAACAAAACAAAUCUAAUAUGAUGUGCCAAUUUUGGUACUUUGAGGGAGCUUGGAUGCUACACUGGCCCUCUCUAUGAAGGCAACAAUGGUUUACAACCUUGAGAAGCUCUCGGGGGGUGCUAAGCCAUGGUGCUCGCUGUUGUCAAUAAUUAUCUGACUUUAUGGACAAUUAUGUCAGUGUUUCCAGUAAAGUCCACUUUUCCCGCUGUGACUUCCACAUCUUAGGAUAAUGAUAAGCCACAGUAGGUAAAAUGCGCUUAAGAAGAAACAUUUAAGAAAUAAACAAACAAAUUGUAUAAGCUGGGGAGAAACGGUUGAAAGUAAAAAAGGUACAUGUUUUGUUGUUUUUAACUAAAAAAAGUAGCAGCAGAAAGAAGUAGAAGAAAACUCUCCUGGAAGGUGUAGAUGUGAUGAACCUUUUGUUCUUGCCAACAACUGUUCACUAGAGGAGUGUAAUUUUCUUCACAUAUUAGGAAGCUACAUACAAAAUGUAAUUUACAGGCGUUUCUAUCCCUCUUGUCUUACUGAAAUAUGUAGAUUGAAGACACAAAAAGACAGAAAUAUGCUUAGUUUUUAAUCCGAUUUACUUUAUUAAGCCGCAGGUACGCCCGAUUUGCUUUAUAAGUUUCAAUCAUUGUGGAGCUGGGCGCACAUGCUUGUACUGUACCUCAUGUAGAAACGCCUUUAAAAACAUCUGUUUGCAUAUCGAUACUUGUGCCUGCUCCACCACUCAUUGGAAAUGUCACUGACUACGAUGCACAUAUUAUUCCAGGUUUUGCCCUUAUUACGAAAAGGACAAAUUCUGCCUAAGCUGUUUACAUUGCUAAUGAAAGUGAGUAUUCCACUAAUAUUCCCGUUUACAUGAAGCCAUGCAAAAUAAGAUUUUUUCACAGUUUACUUGCAGUGGUUCACAAUUUAUGAUGAAAGUUAAUGAUGAUUAAGGUAGAUGAUGCCUAAAUGUAAAUACAGUGACUGAUGGAAUUAACUCAUAAUUUCAAAUUAGGUUUAUAAAUAAACCUUUGAUAUUUUAGAGAUUGCUGUCUUACCUGCAAAAAUAACACAAUCAGUAAAAUUGGCAAACAAUCUGAAAACAAUGAUACCACUCUCUAAACCUACAGUAUGUUCAAUCUCAUAAUUCUACAAGCUGCAAUCUCAGACAAAACCAUCUUGGUCUGAAGUCUCCGUGAGGUGCUCACAUUCUCACCGCACAUUUUAAUAAAUUCUAGUUAGUUGAAAAAAGGCAUACAGUACGUAUGUUUUUUUUUUUUUUUUGUGGGUACGUAUUGUUUAAAUAUCUGUCCCAAUUUGAUUAUCUGUCAUGCAAGAGGUCCUUGUUAUGGACAAAUUCAGUGUCAUAGUGAACUGAUAGGGGUGGGAAUCACCAGAGGCCUCAGGAUACAAUAUCACGAUACUUACACGUCACAAUGUGAUAUAUUAUUGCGAUAGUAAACAUUUUGCAGUAUUCUGUGAUAUUGCAAUUGAUUACUUUUUUUCCAACUUCAAAUUUUCCCAAUUUCUAAAUGAUGUCCCCAAAAGGAAAUUUUGUCAACAUCUUAUAUCUAAAAAGAUGAAUUUCUCUGUUUGUUCAUCUCGAAAUGGGAGUGUCAAGCAGCCAAAAUUAAUUCAAACACAUAUUUAAUAAUAGAUCUAUACUUGUUUCGAUGCAGGGUUGCCACGGAAAAUAUCGCAAUACUAUGGUGUAUCCAUUUUCCCCCCACCCCUAUGAACAUAUGUGCUUGUUUGUACAGUCAGCCCAUUUUGUAAAGAGAAACGUGGAAUUGUAUUUGUUGGUUUUCCACCUCCAUGAUGAAUCUCCUGUUGUCUGUGGUUUGUA
Etheostoma spectabile (orangethroat darter) is the source of this 4267-nucleotide messenger RNA. RefSeq names its product parathyroid hormone 2 receptor a (gene pth2ra). The transcript has 13 exons. The coding region runs from base 425 to 2077 and encodes 550 amino acids. Lineage: Eukaryota; Metazoa; Chordata; Actinopteri; Perciformes; Percidae. Gene Ontology annotation, biological process: cell surface receptor signaling pathway; adenylate cyclase-modulating G protein-coupled receptor signaling pathway. Gene Ontology annotation, cellular component: plasma membrane. The record is from RefSeq and is a predicted model, not a curated record. Gene Ontology annotation, molecular function: parathyroid hormone receptor activity; G protein-coupled peptide receptor activity; peptide hormone binding.